AUGGCAGUUAGCACAGUAUACAAAAUUCAAUCCUUGAAUUCAACUUGUUCAAUCUCUACAUCAACAAAAACCAACUUAGGAUUUCACCAAAAACAAGUUAUUUUCUACACAACAAGUACCAAAAAGUACUCUACAAGAAAAUUCAACACUUUUAUAACAUGCUCAUCAGCUGAUGAAACCAAGACUGUAGUCAUUGGUUUAGCAGCUGAUUCUGGCUGUGGUAAAAGUACAUUUAUGAGAAGAUUAACAAGUGUUUUUGGAGGAGCAGCUGAACCACCAAAAGGUGGAAAUCCAGAUUCAAACACAUUAAUUUCUGAUAUGACAACUGUGAUUUGUUUAGAUGAUUAUCACUCACUUGAUAGAACUGGAAGAAAGGAGAGAGGUGUCACUGCUCUUGAUCCUAAAGCUAAUGAUUUUGAUCUUAUGUAUGAACAAGUUAAGGCUUUAAAGAGUGGAAUUGCUGUGGAAAAACCUAUUUAUAAUCAUGUUAGUGGUCUUCUUGAUCCUCCAGAGCUCAUUAAACCACCAAAGAUUCUUGUCAUUGAAGGAUUACACCCCAUGUAA
This is a messenger RNA of Nicotiana tabacum (common tobacco), 564 nucleotides long. Lineage: Eukaryota; Viridiplantae; Streptophyta; Magnoliopsida; Solanales; Solanaceae. The record is from RefSeq and is a predicted model, not a curated record.